GUAGCAGCCACCUGAUCCGGAGCCGGAGAACCCAAGAAGUCCUGGUCCGGUCCAGUCGCCAUGGGCCGGGGGAGCCGGCGGGGGCCCUCGAUGCUGCCUCUGAUGGUCCUGCUGCUGCUGCUGUUGCCCCCGGCGCUUGCUUUCGGGCCCCGGAUCGUCUUGCCGCUGGGCUCUCCCGAAAGACCGUUGGGCCGAUUCGAGGCCGGCGACAACUCCAACUACACGGCCCUGCUCCUCAGCACUGACGGCCAGACCCUGUAUGUGGGCGCCCGAGAGGUGCUGUUUGCUCUGGACAGCAGCGUCAGCUUCCAGCCAGAUGGGCCCUAUCUGGAGCUGCCCUGGAGAGCGGACGCCGAACGGAAACAGCAAUGCAGCUUCAAGGGCAAAGACCCACAGCGCGACUGUCAGAACUACAUCAAGAUCCUGCUGCCCCUCAAUCGCACCCAUUUGCUCACCUGUGGCACAGCCGCCUUCAGCCCACUCUGCACCUACAUCGACCUUGACACCUUCAGCCUGGCUCGGGAUGGGUCUGGAAGGAUCCUUCUGGAGGAUGGCAAGGGCCGCUGUCCGUUCGACCCCAACUUCAAGUCCACUGCCCUGGUGGUUGAUGGGGAGCUGUACACAGGAACCGUCAGCAGCUUCCAGGGCAACGACCCGGCCAUUUCCCGCAGUCACAGCUCAAGGCCCACCAAGACUGAGAGUUCCCUCAACUGUCUCCAGGACCCAGCAUUUGUGGCCUCGGCCCACAUCCCUGAGAGCUUGGGCAGUGUCCAGGGGGACGAUGAUAAAAUCUACUUCUUCUUCAGUGAGAUCGGCCGCGAGUUUGAGUUCUUCGAGGACACUAUGGUGUCGCGUGUGGCAAGAGUCUGCAAGGGUGACGAGGGAGGCGAGAGGGUGCUGCAGCAGCGCUGGACAUCUUUCCUCAAGGCCCAGCUAGUAUGCUCACGGCCUGGUGAUGGCUUCCCUUUCAACGUGCUGCAGGACGUGUUCACGCUGAGCCCUGGGCCGCUUGACUGGCGGGACACCCUCUUCUACGGCGUCUUCACGUCCCAGUGGCAUGGGGGCACGGCCGAGGGCUCAGCUGUCUGCGUCUUCUCCAUGAAGGACAUCCAGCAGGUCUUUUCGGGGCUCUACAAAGAGGUGAAUCGUGAGACGCAGCAGUGGUACACGGUCACGCAGCCCACACCCUUGCCCCGGCCUGGUGAGUGCAUCACCGACGCGGCACGGGAGCGGGGCAUCAAUUCAUCUCUGCAGCUGCCAGACCGCGUGCUGCACUUCCUCAAGGACCACUUCCUCAUGGAUGGCCAAGUCCGCAGCCGCCUGCUGCUCCAGCAGUCACACGCCCGCUACCAGAGGGUGGCGGUGCACCGAGUGGCCGGCUUGCACCGCACCUACGACGUCCUUUUCCUGGGCACCGGUGACGGGCUGCUGCACAAGGCAGUGAAUGUGGACUCCCAUCUGCAUCUUGUCGAGGGGCUCCAGCUCUUCCCCCCAGGCCAGCCCGUGCAGAACCUGCUCCUGGAUGCCGAGCAGGGGCUGCUGUAUGCUGCCUCCUACUCGGGCGUAGUGCAGGUACCCGUCGCCAACUGCAGCCUUUACCGGAGCUGUGGGGACUGUCUGCUGGCCCGAGACCCCUACUGCGCCUGGAGCGGUUCUACCUGCAGCCCUGUCAGCCACUACCAGCCUGACACGGCCACCAGGCCGUGGGUGCAGGACGUCGAGGGGGCUAACGCCAGGCACCUCUGCAAUGCCUCAUCGUCCAAGGGCCGGACAGACAAGAAGCCAUGCCAGCGGGUCUUCUUCCGGCCGCAUGCCAUGAACACCCUGCCCUGUCCGUUGCUCUCCCGGCGGGCUACCCGGCGUUGGCUGCAUGAUGGGCACCCCCUCAACGCCUCAGCCUCCUGCCUUGUACUGCCAUCUGGGGACCUGCUGCUGGCGGGCACCCCACAGAUGCCCGGACCCUUCCAGUGCUGGGCACUGGAGGAGGGCUUUGAACAGCUGGUGGCCAGCUACUGUCCCCAGGUGAUGCCUGUUGAUGAAGAUGAGGUGGUUCAGGGCAAUGGCAUCGGGCCUGACAUCAGCACGUCGAGGGUGAGCGCACCUGCGGCAGGGGGCCCCUCCCGCCGGGGUGCUGCCAAGUCCUACUGGACUGAGUUCCUGGUCAUGUGUGCCCUGUUUGCUGUGGCCAUGGUGCUGCUGCUGCUAUUCCUGCUCUACCGGCACCGUGGCAACAUGAAGCUGUUCCUAAAGCAGGGCGACUGUGCCAGCAUGCACCCCAAGGGCCGCCCCAUUGCACUGCCGCCCGAGACGCGGCCGCUCAACGGCCUGGGUCCCCCAAGUAUCCCGCUGGACCACCGGGGCUACCAGGCCUUGUCCGACAGUUCACCGGGGCCUCGUGUCUUCACCGAGUCGGAGAAGCGCCCACUCAGCAUUCACGAGAGCUUCGUGGAGGUGUCACCAGUUUGUCCCCGGCCCCGAGUGCGCCUGGGCUCUGAGAUCCGGGACUCUGUGGUGUGAGAACUGGUGCCAGAGGAGGCCACCCUGGUCUGGGCACCAGGAGUAUUUAGAGACAGCUGGCCUGCAGCCAAGUGGCGGAGCUCCUGUGCCAGAAAGCGGGGUCCAAAGGGAUCCAGCCAGAGGGGCUUGCGUAGGGGUCGGCCGUGCCCCGGGUGUGAACUGAGCCCGAUGUUUGGAACACGACCGAAAUGUGAAGCGGGAGAAGAGGCAAAGCCAGGACUGAUGCUUGUGUCUGAGAAGCCCAAUAGUUGCCUGCGACGGGGCUGCUCCCCUCCCGCCCGUCCACCCACACUGCCAUGGCCACUCCCCUGUGCCUCUGCCGCUGCCUCAGGGACCAAGAGCUCGGGGCGCACAGAGCCUCCAGUGCCUGCCCCCGGCUACCUCCUGCACCUCUCCGCAUCAGCCGCCAGACUGCGGCUGCCAGAGCACAGUGGAGAGUGUCCUGUCCUUCCCCUUGUCCUUAAGAGUUCACACUCACUCACCCCCUUCCUGCGUCCCCGGCCCCCCACCUCACGUCUCCCCUACAGGACACUGACAUGCUGGAUAUGGCAUAGAAUAUCUGUGGAUUUUAUACUUUUUGUUUUUUAAAGAAGAUGCACUUUACUUCAUUUUUUUAAAAUAAACUGAUGUGGAAUCAGA
Messenger RNA from Suncus etruscus (white-toothed pygmy shrew), 3156 nucleotides. It is a transcript of the gene SEMA4B, whose product is annotated as semaphorin 4B. The record is from RefSeq and is a predicted model, not a curated record. Gene Ontology annotation, biological process: semaphorin-plexin signaling pathway; negative chemotaxis; positive regulation of cell migration. Bases 61 to 2517 code for a protein of 818 amino acids. Gene Ontology annotation, molecular function: semaphorin receptor binding; chemorepellent activity. NCBI's taxonomy places the organism in Eukaryota, Metazoa, Chordata, Mammalia, Eulipotyphla, Soricidae. The transcript is spliced from 14 exons.